Messenger RNA from Nothobranchius furzeri (turquoise killifish), 1289 nucleotides. RefSeq names its product crumbs homolog 3a (gene crb3a). Lineage: Eukaryota; Metazoa; Chordata; Actinopteri; Cyprinodontiformes; Nothobranchiidae. The record is from RefSeq and is a predicted model, not a curated record.
AGGAUGUAGGCUGGCUGUUAAAAGACACAUCCGAGAGAGUUUUAGCUGCAUUUCCGAGCGUUCCGCUCACCUGUUGUUGUCACAGGACAGGUGUUUAGUGGAGUUUGGUUUCCGAGAAGGUGAAGCGGAAGUUUUGAUGCGAGAGGGAUCAACCUGUUCGAUGGUUCUCGGUUUGGAUCGACUGUCUGGAUCAGAAGGAGGGACUGAAUCCUCACUGUGACUGCUGGAGCCAGUGAAAUGGACCCAAGGUGAUGCCAGGAUGUCCCAGUCUGGUCUGAGUCGGACCUGCAGGUCACAGGUAGAGAUGGCAGCGUGUCCAGAUGUACACCUGACCAAACCCGGAGUUGUGGUGGGGAGUGUGUUAGUCCUGGUCCUGGGCGGUAAUCCGGUGUGGGCUAAUUUGACCACAAACGAACAUGAGACCAAUUCUACUAACACUUCAGGACCAAACAUUGCAGCUAUCGUGGCCCCGACAGUCACUCUGGGUGUCCUGGUCGUCGUGUUGGCGGUUCUCGGCUGGUUGUUCUGUGUGGUGAAAAAGAAAAGACAGACUGAAGGGACCUACAGACCCAGUGCUGAGGAACAGUCGGGUGUUAGCAGCGUGGCUGCACCAGAUGCAUUAAAGCUGCCGAAGGAAGAAAGACUCAUCUGAAGUUUGGGCUUCGUGUUUGUGAGGGACACGACGAGCUGCGCUCACCUGUGUGUGACGAAGCGCUCGCCUUCAAACGGAUAAGUAGAAGAAAUAAUUCAUCAAGAAUUGAUGUGGCUCUUAUUUUGCUGCCCUUAAAAGCGCUGAACUGUUCCUGAACUGCUGCGUGAGAACCACCGGGCGGAUCUUACUCUGGAGUUUUAUCUUAGAACAUUUCAGAGGUUUAUUAUGCACAUUUCAACCUGCAGGGUUGAAUAACCAGAAAGCCUUUUCAGUCCAGACAUGUUUUUUAUAAUAUCUAAUUCUCUGACUUGAUUCAUCACAAAUUCAUCCUUUCAUUUCAAAUCCAAACUGAUCUUUUACCUCAGAUUUUGUAUUUUUUACUUCUCAUUCAAAUUAUUUGAAAAGGUCAAAAUUACAUCAAUGUUGUUUUAAACUUUAAUUAGAUAAUUUUAUGAAUGUAUUAAACAAUCAAGGAUGUAAUUAAAAAUGUACUUUUACCUAGAAAUGGUUUACAUGUUUAAGUUUUCCUUCAGUAAUCACGAGUUAAACCUAUUUAAGUAUUUCAUCACAAGGAUGUUUUUAAGUGUCACAUUGUUUUUUAUGCUUUUGUAAAAUAAAUAGUCCAAUAUUUGGGUCA